Messenger RNA from Tarenaya hassleriana, 1021 nucleotides. Its product is annotated as RING-H2 finger protein ATL33. Lineage: Eukaryota; Viridiplantae; Streptophyta; Magnoliopsida; Brassicales; Cleomaceae. The record is from RefSeq and is a predicted model, not a curated record. Gene Ontology annotation, biological process: protein ubiquitination.
CGACAUAAAUAAUAAUAAUAAUAAUAAUAAUAAUAACAAUAAUUAUAAAAAAAACCAAACUUAGUUAGUAAGAAGUAGUUUUCCCAUUGUCAUCCUUCUUCCCCACCACUCACACAACACAAACCCACCUCCUCGAUUUCAUCAUCAUCUCCCAUCAAAUGCCCAAUAACUCCACCGCCACCACCGGCUCACCCUCCUCCGCCGGAACAACGAAUUUUCCGGCGACCGUAUUCCCCGGCGGGGGAGGAGUAGCCUCCAACUCUACCUUCACCCUCAUCGGACCUCCUCCGCCGUUCCCGGCGCCUCCCCGGAGCGUCGAUCUCUCUCCCCUCAAAUUCAUCCUCGCCGUAAUCGCCGUCAUCGCAGUCCCUGCCCUCGCUUACGCCCUCUUCUUCUCCGUUCCCUGCUCCUCCGGCCGCCGCCGCCGCAGAAGCUUCUCCUCCGACGACCUUCCUUCAUCGCCUCCGCCUCCGCCUCCGAGCCGCCGGAACUCCGGUGGCCGACGUAAGUUCAAGAAGGAGUCACAUUCGAAGGAGAUCGGAAACGAGUGUCCGGUUUGCUUGUCGGUAUUCGCCGACGGUGAGGAAGUCCGGCAACUGAGCACGUGUAAGCACGCGUUCCACGCUUCUUGUAUAGAGAUGUGGCUCGCCGAUCACUCCAAUUGCCCGAUCUGCCGAGCUACCGUUAACAUCAAACGGCAGGAGGGUAACGGUAACGGCAACGUUAACGGAAACCGUAACGGCGGUGGCGAUGCUGGCAACCGGCGGGUUCCGGCGAAUAACAGAGUCGACGAUUGGCAUCAAGGUCUUCCUGAUGCUUCCUAUUUAGUUUGACUUUUCUCUUCUUCGUUUAUAUUUUCCUUUUCCACUAUUGUUUUUGGCGUCUCUAUAGAUUGAGUGAGUGUUUUAUUCUUAGAAAUAAAUUCAAGUCUAUUUAAUUUUACAUUUUUCCUUGUAUGAAUUUAUUUGAUUGAUUAUCUGUAAUUUGUGUCUAUUUUUAUUCAUAUUGUCAAGUUCCGAUA